AUGGCAACACAGUUUGAGGUCGAAAUCUUCGUAGAUCGGGAGUCGCGAUCUGUUUGGAAUUGGCAAAAACACGGUUGGGACGUGCCCGAAAAGUAUAGAGUCAUCGAGAUCUGGAAUGGUCUUAUCCUUCCCUCCAAGAAGAAUGUGAUUGAAAGCCUUUUGAACCUCCUGCAAUCUUCGGUAUUCCGAGAAGAGAAUCGAAGAUGGGAUUCGAUUCGCAUAGCAGGGAAUGGGCGAUCUUCGUCGCCUGAAUUCUUGUCUAUUCUUCAAGCGACUUUCGGCAAAUCUGAAUGGCUGUGGAUUACCAAGGACAUGGACGAUGUAGCAUUCUGUUGCCUCAAUUCUGGAUUACUGUUGCCAGGUGGGAUCCAAAGGCUGAAUCUUCAGGAAAGUGCAGGUCGUCCAAUGACGCGACGAAAGUUAUCAAUUUUGUCUCAAGGCUUGGCGGCAGCCAAGUGUUUGAAAACUCUAGUGCUUUCCAUUGACUUUAUUGGAGCUGGUGUUGGGGAGCACAUCAUACCCGGAAUACAAGCCAAUGCGUCCUUGAAAUGUAUCAUUGCCAAGGGGUUUUCACAUGAGAUCUUGUCGUCGCUGAUAACUGCGCUUCCUGGUCAUCCUACUAUGAAAAGCCUGCGGCUAGCUUGUGGAAAUGACCUCGUAUUUGAUGACAAAAUCGGAGAGCCUCUGCGAGCUUGGCUAUCUAGGGAUGAUUGCAAACUGGAAUACCUUGAGUUCUUUCGAGAGGAAUGCAGUUCAUCGGAUGCACAAAGCUUUACCCUCAACCUUGAUCUGCCGAAUAUUUCGUUGGAAGGUCUGAAACUGCGUGGAGUCAAUGUAGACAGCUCUGCUCUGAAUUCAAUACUGCCAAAGCUUAAGAGUCUUGGUUGUUUGGAACUCGACCACAAUAGGAUUACCGACUUGCAACCUUUUGACUGCUUGCUCCUUGGAGAGUCAUGCUGUCUCGAGCAUUUGGAUCUCAAGGACAAUCCGAUCAGCGUCGCCAGCGCACUAGCCUUUGCUAAGAAACUGCCGCAUAUGAGAGUAUUGAGAAAACUGAAGCUGGGAAACAAUCCAUUUCUAGACAAUAAGGAUGCACUGGAAGAAUUUUUGGAAUUCGUGAACAAGAACACAAGCUUGGAGCAGCUUGAAAUAAGCAUGCCAGGGGAGGAACCGCACGCUCUGAGACCAAGGCUGAUGCCUGGACCCUGUCUAAAUCGAGCUUGCCGACGAUACCUUGGAAACAACCCAGGUAGUUUGCCGCUACAUCUUAUACCUUACGUGAUUAUAAGAGCAAGGAAAAUCAGAUACUACGACCCAUUUGAAGAUGCAAGGACUAUUCCUUUAAAGGAAUUGUUUGAGGGGCAUGCCACCUUCUGGCUGUUGCGCGAAAAUGACGCUUUACUGUCACAUUUGUCAUAG
Messenger RNA from Cylindrotheca closterium, 1419 nucleotides. The record is from the annotation of a GenBank genome assembly. Lineage: Eukaryota; Bacillariophyta; Bacillariophyceae; Bacillariales; Bacillariaceae.